Molecule: messenger RNA, 7245 nt
Organism: Linum trigynum
Lineage: Eukaryota; Viridiplantae; Streptophyta; Magnoliopsida; Malpighiales; Linaceae
Source: the annotation of a GenBank genome assembly
GUUUAGCUCUUUCCUCGUGGGAUGGUUCUUGAACUACCUGUAAGGUGCAUACAAUCAUAGACCCACAUCAUCUUGAUCAUUGAAUUUUGAAAAUUUAAUGGUUGAAGGUUUGGCCCGGAAUACACAGUCAUCCUCACCAUCAUAGCCAAGUUUAUAACCACCAUACCUGUCAAUGGCCCGAGUGCCACCGCAGUAGUCCCCAGGAAGCGGUGGUUUCCGAUCCUAGAACCAUGCAUUCUCGGCAUCCUUUGGAUAGCUCGCAUACCCGCCCAUUGUAGCACGAGGCCCUUGCCUGACGUCAAACGUCCGGCCCAGUUGACGUCCCACAGCCUGAGGAGUUGAGAAAAGAGGUGUACCAUACCCGCGUCUCCGAAAGGCCUUCUCCAGCUCGCAGACCCUCUGGUUCUGGUUGGAAUGGAUUGAACCCGAUUCGACCAUUCUCGAUCCAACCGGCUCAAUUUGGAUUUAACCUCGUAGUACGAUACGAUUCUCUGCUCGGCCCCCCAGCCCGGUUGGAGUCCUGCUCGAACCAUGCUCUCGAUUGAUCCACCAAGCUUAGCUCAUAUUCCUCUUGGGCUCGGUCUAGGUCCAACUAACUUAGCCCAUUGUGGCUCCUCGCGGGGACCAGACUCCCCUUCCUGAGCCAUCAGAUCAAUCAACCCACAACCAGAAUUCUGGAACAUGUUUUCGUAUCGCGACAUUUUGGACUUCCCAUUUAGUGCAGCUACCUCAUGGGUCGUCGGAUUUUACCGCUAUCCAGCCUCGUCGUGUGGCCCCAAAGAAAUGUGGUCUGCAUGUUCCAAGGUCAUUCGGCCAAGAUUAGGCGCCGCCGUACCCCCUGUCUCCCUUGUCGACGUGCUAAGCCUCCACUUUUGCAUUUCUGCCGCGCUGUCACCGACGUCACCCGGCCGAAAUUGGCUUCCCGAUCUCGCUCGCCGCCUUCUCCGGACCUGCCACGGAGUUCAUCUUGGCCAGUUACUCCUGGAUGUUUGCGACCGACUGUGUGAAGCCACCCUUCUGAUACUCCCUUGCAUCCGCUCGCACCAUUGGGAGUCUUUGCUCCAGUCUCAUCUGUGCCUCGACCUGGCUUUACACUACUAUCUUUAGCUCGUCGAGCUCCGUCACAUCUUCCAUGGCUCCAUCCAUCUCCUUCCCCUACGACGAGGAACUUUUCUCUUGUGCUUCCUGUCCUUGCGUCGCCACUGCUUCCUGACCAGCCUUCUCCGCCGCCUUUUCAGCUGCCUUUUUUACUUUGUUAUUGCAAUUGAUCGUCUCUAAUAGUCCCUGGUCGAGAGUUGUGAUAGACUUGAUCUCGAAACUAGGCUUUGAUUCCGGAAGUUAGAAAUCGGGAUCUAGGGCUCCCGGCUUGAUUUAGAAAAUGGGAAUUUAGGUAAAGGAUUGAUCUAACUAGGGAUUUGAAGGAGAUUGAGAAUAUAAAAUUGGAAAUUGAGGAAGGAAAGAGGAAGAAGAAGCUGCGACAGCAGCUAGGAGAAAGAGAGGAGAAACUCGACAGAGAGAGGGAGGAAGGAAGUUAGUACGCUUUAGUGAUUUUUGUUAUGUAAUUUUCUAAUUAAUAAGCUAACUAAUUACAUAAUAUAUAACCUGAUUUUCCUACCCAACUAAUAUGACUAAAUGAAAUGCUCCCUAAUUAUUCCUAAAAAUCCUCAGAUAAUCCCUAAUAGUCACAAAACAUUAAUUAGUCCAAAUAAUUAAAAUAGCAAAUAUUUGUUUUUCUAACACUUCAGCUGGGUAAUAAAAGUUGUAGAACCUAGAAUCAAGAAAACAAUCAUGUCGUUCAAACUUGCUUAUGAAACAUGAAAGAGCUUGAAAACACGUUAUGGCCAGUGAUAUAUGAUGAGAGCGAUGGAGUUAAUAGAGGCACUCGAUAAUCUCAAACAAGGUGAUCGAUUCGUGACUAAUUAUUAUGAAAGAUUAAUUACUUUUAAAGUUGAACGGAAUAAUUAUCAACCUAUAGAGCCUUGUGAAUGCACCGUCACAAGUCACUUAGAUUGUAAAGUCCCGAAGCUAGUGCUAGUGUACAAGGAUAUCAAUUAUAUGAUUCAGUUUCUAAGGGGCUUGAAUGAGAUAAUAAAUUAAGAGUAACAUUUAGUCAAUGUGGUAAAAUAUGGAAUGUUUCCGUUUCGUUUUGAGAAAAAAGGAAAAAUGAUAGAAGGGGCCCAAUCAGCACUGGCAGGCAGCAAUUCAAAUAAGAAUAAAGUUUGUUGGCACCUCUAGAGACAGAAUAACUAAUUUACGCAUUUUCCCCCAUUUAUUCAUGAAAAUUUGAACUUAUUCAUGCCAUGUUUGCGUUAUUCACGUAAGAGUGUUCAUUAUUCAUGCAACCAAUACUGUUAGGUUACGCAACAUGGUGUUUAUUCACGUAUAUUAAUAUUUAUUAACGCUGUUGUAAAAUUGACUCGUUCUAACUACAACAUCCCAAUCGACGGCAAAGUAUAACCGCCGACCGGGUAUAGCAUAGGGCAAGCAAGCAAUAAGAAUUUAUUGUACCAUGGGGAUCUAGGCUUACCCUACUUCAGGUUUAGGGUUCGGUAUCUAGCCAACAUAGGGUGGUGAUUAGAAGAAUUAAACUAACUAACCUAGCUAACCACUAACCUAGCUAUUUACAAGGUUUGGAGCUCUCUUGGGUUGAAUCGUCCUAGGUCGUUCUUUGGAUCAAUGUUGGGUAUCCUCCUAGUUCGAUUGACUCAAAUACACUACCGUUUAGAGAUGGACUCCCUCGGGAGUGACCCGAAACGACGAAUCCAUGGAUGGGUAGUACUCAUUCAACCUAGGGUUUCGUAUAAUGUUAGGAGACCGGUCGAAUAAAAUCCCUCGGGGACUACUAGGGCAAUAUACGAUAAGAGAGACCCGAAGACGCCAAAAGGGGCUCUAAGGGGAUUAUCUUCAUCCUAGGUCAAAAACUCAAUACAUGAAAAUGGAAACCCAACUAAUGCCAAUCAUGAAAACAUCCAUCAAUUAAGUAAAAUCGUCAAUCAAUCAUGGAGUUUGUCACAUACAUCAACAUUAAAUCCAAAUCUUGACCUAGGGUUCUCAAAACCAAGAGUGGAGGGUGAGUUUCUAGAGAGAGAAGAGAGGGAUUACAAAUUUGAGCUCAAGAUCUUCUUCUUCUUCUUCUUCUAGGCUUGAAUCCUUGUCUUCAAGAUCAAUCCAAGCCUCCAAUGAAGCUCCAAGAUCACUCUAGCACACACUCUCUCUCUCUCUCUCUCUCUCUCUCUCACUAGAACUCCCCUUUUGGUGUUUUGGGCAAACCCUAGAGAGGGAAUUAAAUUUCUCUCCAAAAACCAGCUCCCCUUUCUCUCUCCCCUCUGUCAUCUUCAUAUUUCCCCGAAAGUGACCAGUUCACGUACGCGUUGGCCAGUUCACAGCCAUGAAUACCUAACGCAUCCGUGAACUCAGUCGUCUCCAAAACGCACCGCUUCACUCUCCUGGGAUCACGGUUAAUGGCCCCAGUUCACGGUCUUAGCGACCGUGAACUCCCUUGGCUACGGUGAACUCCCUGGAGUCAGUAACCUCUGAAACCUCGCUGGACUGCUCGAUGUUCACGGUUUGAGGCUCCAGUUCACGGUCUUAGGAGACCGUGAACUCCCUUGUUUGACCGUGAACUGCGCCUGCUUCCUGGACGCAUGCACUUCACUGUUACGGGGCAAUUGUCACGGUCGGAAUUUUCUUUGAUUUUUGCGCUUUUUAACCUCCAAUUAUCGCAAAAUUCGACCUCGACCCUUCCACACGUGCUAGGACCUGAAAUAUAUCAAAACAAGCACAACCUAUCGUGAAAUAUAUCGAGGGACUAUGAAAUACUAAGCUAAAUGAAUAAAAAAAUGAGAGGUAAAAUGUGUACAUUUGAGUCCGAAUCAAAAAUCAAAUUUUAAACUUUGAAAUAUAUCAAAAUAGAUGUCAUUAUGUAGAGAUCAUGAUCAAUGCAACACAUUUUUACAUAUUAAUUGAAAAUCCAAAUUUAAUUACAUAAAAUAUAGCAAAUACGAUUUAUUAGGGAAAAAGUCUAAUUUUUUAUUUAGGUAAAUAACUUAUACUAUUACUUGAAUAACCAUAAUAUUAUAUAAAUAAGCACCAAAUGACGUUAAUGAAUAUAAAAAUACGUGAAAAAAUUGGUCUUGUGUGUUUUUGUUUCAGAGGUGAUAAGAGAACCUUUUGUUCAAAUAAUUGUACGUAUGUACAUGCAUGUCCUCCACGUGACUCACAGCAAUUCACCUCUCCUCCUCUCCAAUAUUUUACUCAUCCACUUUCCAAAACAAAUUCCCUAAUUUGUCCAAUUCUAAUGGAUUUAAAAUGAAUGAGAGCGACCUGUCAAAAAAAUUAAUGAGAACUCAUACUUGCCAUUACCGCUUUUGUGUUACAGCUAAGCCAAUAAUAAACGUCUUCGGUUUUCAGAAAACCAGGGAUUCGGCAUGUCAAAAAGUUGCUCGAGCCUUUGCUACUGGUUUGUAGCACUACGAGGUCGUGUUUAUUGGACUAUUUUGAACUAAGGUGUGGUUGUUGAUUGAAUUUGGGUUAUGAGUAGGUAAAUAUUUUGUUAUCUGAACGUACGUAUUUUAUUUGAUUAAAAUUUUAGUAUUUGUAUUAUUGUCAAGUCGUUUUAUUUUUUUUCAUUUAUUUGAUGUCUCUCGUACUAAAUACAUAUAAAAUCCGUAUAUUACGUUUAAUAUUCGUAUUUAAUGAAUUGAAUUGUUAACUUAACUAUUAUUUAUAUAUUAAUUUAUUUAUAAAAUAAUUGAUUUUAUAUAUUUUAUGACGUACUAUUAAAUGUAUCAUUAUUUUAUGACGUACUAUGAAGUGAAAUCCAUCUAGCUAGAAUUAAGGAUCGUCAAACUGAUUGAUGAGGUGACGAAAAAGUCAACGUUAAGAUAUUUUAUAUUGAAGUUUUGAUUUAAUUGUAGUUUAAUUGCUUCACAUACUGCAACACAAUCGUCAACUUAUUUAACUUUCGAUAGAAAGUUUUCUCGACCGGAAUACCAAUACGAUACGAAUACGAGUACUGUGUAGAAUAGAAUAAGGACUCACUUGAACCCUUAAAUUAGCUGUUUGGGAGAAAAAAAAAAUUAAUAUUUUUGUCAACAUUCAAUAGACUAAUAUUUAUUAUUAUAAAAUUCACCAAAGAAUGAUUAGUCUAAAAUUAACACCCACACAACUAAAUUCUACUUCUCUCGUUGCUUACCUUUACUAAAAGAAUUCUCGUUAUUUUAAGUUGAAUAUAAUAUAAUAUUUUAUUAAUCAUACAUUACAUAUGAAAUUCUCCAUGGGCAACCUUUUCAAAAUAUAAAAGUCCAUGAUACUUUUUAUGCCGGAACUCCCUUUAUCAAAUCAUGGCUACGAUAUUGUUGACAAAUAUCAAGUUCGAGAAGUUCACAAAUUUGUAAAUCUAAUAUCUUAGGUUGAGAUUUGUAAAUCCUGUAAUAGCUAGUGCUCUAUGCAACAAAUCUAUCAAAAUAUACUAUCCAAAUCUAUAAUGCAAACAAUAAAAUUUUAAAAUUCAUAAUGUAACAAAAACAUGUUGAAUUCAAGCUUUUUUUUUGUUACAAUCUUAAUUAUUCAAUUUUGUUAUAAUCUUAAUUUUUUAAAUUCAACAUGCAAAUGGAAUAAAAAAAUUCGUGAUCACUCAUAAGUCAUAACAAAAACUAGACCAUAACAAAUAUUAAAAAUUAAGGAAAAAUCGACUUUACUAAACUACGUCCAAAACCGGGCCAGAAUCCAGAACAACUGCUCCCCCUGAAAACCAUUAAAUUAAAUGAUAGCUAUAUAUAUAUUUUUUGACAUGAGGUGCAACUUGCAAGAUUUGGGUUGUGUAAUGUUUGACGUUUUUUUGACCGUUGUUUUCUUGCAGUCCACUUUAUUAAGAACCAAACAGAGAUAGUAGAAGGGAUUCCCCUUUUGGUUCCCAGCAUAAGUUGAAUACUUGAACUUUAUCCAACCCGAUCGUAUCAAUUCACGGUUAAAACCAAUGUUGUCAUAACCGAAUCGGAGCAUGACCCGGUAAUGCGAACGGCUCGCACUUUAGUGGUCCAACCGGCAUUAGACCGUUUAAAAACCGUUAGAGAACCGGUACCUAAUAUACGUUAUCAGUAUAAAUAGUGGACAUUUAUUAAUCAGAGCUCAUCUCUUUCCUUCGAAAUUGUGAAAUGGAAAUAAGGAUUCAGUUUGAGAGCCCUACGUUUUUUGUUUAUUUCAAUUUUCAAUUUUCUGUAAUUUUUUUAAUUAAAUUUAGUGGCUGAAUGACAAAAACCGGACCAACGGCUCAAUCGGCUCGAACGGUUAACCGCCUUGGCCGCUCGCCAACCGCUACAUAAAACCGGAACGGCUUUUAGACUGUUUCGAGCCGGUUUUAUGACCGGGUGGCGGUUUUACCGGUCGGGCCGAGCGGCUCGGCUUUAAUAACACGGGUUAAAACUUUUUUCCCACACUUUGUGAAAAAAAAAAAAAAAUACUUACCGCCCCUUGAGCCUCAAGUACUGGUCAACAAAUUUGAGUUCAAUCACUAUUACCUCAUUCAAAUAUUUGCCAGUUAUAGGCUAGCUCAAACAAUUCACUACUUGCGUAGCUAAUAACUCGGCUCUUGGCAUUCAAGUAAUUCUUUUUUAUUUUUCAAUCUCUCAAAAGAGUAAUUUUGUUCAAAUCGUAUAAGAAAUUACUAUUGCUACAAAGUAUUGGAACUUUCUUGCAUUGAAAUCCUGAACUGAAUAUAGGGUUUUCCCCUAGGGAUAGCAACUUUGCCCAUACCCAUGGGUUUUUUACUAUUCAACCCAAUUGGGUUGGGUUUGAAAUCCAAAUAAAUGGAUAUGGGUAGAGUUUGAUGGGUUUGUACCCAUACCCAUUUACUUUGGGUUGAGUUGGGUUUAUAUCAAAUGGAUUUGGGUUUGUACUCAUGCCCAAAUACAAAUUACAGUUUGGUACCCAAACUUAAUAGACAUGCAUAUUUAGUAGGGGUGUUCAAACGGUUUGGUUACCAUGGUAACCGUUUUAACCGGUACUAUUUGGAUAAUUUGGUUUGGUUAAUUUGGAUAUUUAGUUUGGUUAAAGUUUUUAGCUUGUUUGGUUUAGGUGGUUUGGUUUGGUUUCAGACACUCCUAACCAGUCAAAUCAAAAUAACCAGUUAAGUAAUUAGUCAUAUAUCUAACAUAUAUUAUAUACACAUACUUAAUACUUUGCAUAACCACUCAAGAUUUAACGUUCAUCCCUUUCAUACUCAUAAAAUAUAAAGCUCAAUAUUGC